Molecule: messenger RNA, 621 nt
Organism: Colletotrichum truncatum
Lineage: Eukaryota; Fungi; Ascomycota; Sordariomycetes; Glomerellales; Glomerellaceae
Product: tetratricopeptide repeat domain containing protein
Biological process (GO): protein folding
Cellular component (GO): cytosol; nucleus
Molecular function (GO): Hsp90 protein binding; Hsp70 protein binding
Source: RefSeq, a predicted model, not a curated record
AUGUCUGAACUCACUCACUUCGACCUUCUCCCCCUCCAAAUAGAUCCCCAGUCCAAGGCGAUCACGGCUCCGUCAUCCUCCUCCCGCGCCUUGGCCAACGAGCUCGCUCAACUAAACGCCCUCCACCGCUCCCUCGUCACCUCCGACACCACAACCCAGCACGGCGUGCCGCCGCCGCCGAUGCCCGUCAACCCCAAACGCUCCGCCAACGUCUCCAAGCUCCGCGACAGCGGCAACGCCGAGUUCCACAAGAAGAAGUACGCCGAGGCCGUCAAGUUCUACACCCUGGGUCUCCAGAUGGCCCUCACCAGGCCCCUGUGGGAGCCCUCCCAGCUCGUCCGCGAGGAGGUCGCGAGCCUGUACGCCAACCGCGCGCAGGCGCACAUGGCGCUGCAGCAGUGGGCGGAGGGCUCCGUGGAUGCCGAGGCGAGCGUCGAGGCGCGCAAGGUCGGAAAUGCCAAGGCCUGGUGGCGCAGAGGACGCUGCCUCAUGGAGAUGGGCCGGCUCGAGGAGGCGCGGGAGUGGGUUGGCAAGGCGCUCGAGUACGAGGGCGAGGAGGGUGAGCUUGUUGCGCAGCUCAAGGAGAUCGAGGCCAAGAUUGAGCAGAAGGAGAACGCUUGA